Messenger RNA from Dicentrarchus labrax (European seabass), 907 nucleotides. RefSeq lists its product as uncharacterized. The coding region runs from base 41 to 889 and encodes 282 amino acids. The transcript has 2 exons. NCBI's taxonomy places the organism in Eukaryota, Metazoa, Chordata, Actinopteri, Moronidae. Gene Ontology annotation, molecular function: GTP binding. The record is from RefSeq and is a predicted model, not a curated record.
CACAGUGAUAUUAGAGUUGAGCUGACUUUACAGGGCAAAGAUGAUAAGUGAAGAACCUUACCUUCUUGAUCCUUCAGAGCUGAGGAUUGUGCUCGUUGGCAGGGGAAAAAAUCGGAUUACUUCAGUGAGGAAGAUUCUCCUCGGGAGCUCAGAGGAAAAUGAGAAAUGUUCCUCUGGGACAAAAAAGUGUCAGAGGAAAGAAGUAAAGAUCGGACAACAAAAUGUUGUCAUUGUUGAAACUGAUCUGUGCAAUUUGGAAAGAGUGAGUGGGGAGGAGGAGAAAGAGGAGGUGUUGUCCCAUGCUGCUCCUGGUCCUCAUGUCUUCCUCUUUGUGCUUUCCUGUAAAGACAGAUUUACAACCCCGGAACAGAACGCAGUGGAAAUGUUUAAGGAGACUUUCAGCAAAAACGUUACACUUUACACGAUGGUUCUGUUCACCGGUGGAGAGGAACUGGAGGGAACCAUAGAAGAGUUUGUUGGAGAAAGUGAACUCAAAAGCUUUGUUGAUGACUGUAAAGGAAACUGCCAUGUCAUUAAGAACAAUGAUGAGAGUCCAUCUCAACGCACUGAGCUUCUGCAGCACAUCAACAAUAUGGUUCAGAAAAAUGGAGAAAAGUUCUACACCAAGGAAAUGCUCCAAGAGGCUGAGAAAGAGGGAAAAGGUUGGGGAGUUAGGAGGAAAGUCGCAUUCUGUGUUGGUGCCUCUGCUCUAGGUGGAGCCACUCUUGGAGGAACAGCAUUUCCUAUGUUGAAGGUCCCAUUUGCAGCUGCAAUAGGUGUUCCAGUUGGAGCAGUAGCUGGAGGUCUGCUAGGAGGUGCAGGGAUACUUGCAGUAGCACACAUUAAGGCUAAGUUGCAUAGGGCACAACAAACAAACACAUCACCAUGAGAAUGCUUUGUCUGUCAA